Messenger RNA from Trichogramma pretiosum, 2697 nucleotides. Its product is annotated as dnaJ homolog subfamily B member 12. The record is from RefSeq and is a predicted model, not a curated record. The coding region runs from base 737 to 1828 and encodes 363 amino acids. Gene Ontology annotation, cellular component: endoplasmic reticulum membrane. Gene Ontology annotation, molecular function: Hsp70 protein binding. The transcript is spliced from 8 exons. Gene Ontology annotation, biological process: cellular response to misfolded protein. Lineage: Eukaryota; Metazoa; Arthropoda; Insecta; Hymenoptera; Trichogrammatidae.
UUACGUGUAUAUCGCGCGCCUACUAUACAGCACUACUAUACAAGUCAUCAUUGUUAUAUAGACUGCAAAUGUGCUGCUGGCUGGCCCGUGUGUAGUGCGCGAUCUAGUCAAUAAUCGAGCGCGUAUAUUUGUGUAUCUAGAAACGAGUAAUAACAGCGUUUUCUGCUGCUCUUGCUCCGAGUCAUCGUGUGACUGACUGACUGACUGGCUGGCCUGUCUGCCCCUCGCUUGCGAGCUGACGACGACGACAACGACGACUCUUUUUUGCGCCUGUAUAUGCCUUUUGCUCGAGCUCCGAAUUUACCUUUGAACGCUCGAUUUAGGUUGAACGCUUUGAACCUGUAGAAUCAGAGUGAUGUCAAGCUGAUCUUGCAAAUAGCUGGAUUCUCGACUCGACUCCGAGUUUGAUAAACGAGUUUUCGAGCGGUGUAUAGGUGUUUGUGUGUCCGUGCGUGUCUGUAUGUGCGUGAGUGCAAUAAAGUCUAUCAAAGUGUGCCCAUCCUUACAUAUUAUACGUCGCGCUCGUAAUCGUCGUAACGAAUCGAUCAAUUAUUCUACUUUCGUGUACGACUCGACUGCUACAUGGAUACUGUAUACGUGUAGCUAUAUAUAGGCGCAAAAAAUUAUUUUCGACGCGCUUAUCAACACGACGACGGGGCUAGCAAGUAAUCUCCCGUACGUGCCUAGGUGUACGUGUGAGAAAUAAUAAUAAUAAUUACACAAGUAUCCUGCGAGGAUGGACGGCAACAAGGACGAAGCCGAACGCUGCAUCGACCUAGCCGAGCGUUACGUGCGCGAAAAGCGCUUCGAGGAAGCCGAAAAGUUUUUAAAGAAAGCUCAACGACUCUAUCCGACCAAUAAAGCCGAGGAUUUGCUGACAACGGUAACCCUCAUGUCUAAGCAAAUUCCAAAGCCUGACACUGAGCCAGAGGUUAGAAAGAGAUACAAUUCUGCCAAAAAUAAUGGACCAAGCGUUCAAGCAACUAUAGAGUACACAGAAGAACAAUUGGAACAUGUCAAAAGGAUAAAGAAGUGUAAAGACUAUUAUGAAAUAUUAGGUCUUAAGAAAGAUGCAACCGAUAGUGAUAUCAAAAAGUCCUACAAAAAAUUGGCCUUGCAGUUACAUCCAGAUAAGAAUAAAGCACCAGGUGCAGCUGAAGCGUUCAAAGCUAUUGGAAAUGCUGUAGCUAUCUUAACUGACUCAGAGAAAAGAAAGCAGUAUGAUAUGUACGGAAAUGAAGAACGAGUCAGCUCUAGAUCACCGCAUACUCAUUAUAGCUAUACAAGAGGUUUUGAAGCUGACAUAACAGCUGAAGAACUGUUUAAUAUGUUCUUUGGUGGAUUUCCUCAACAAGAUUUUUACAUGCGAAGAGGUGGUGGAAGGUGGAUGAGACGUGAUGAAGCUCAUGCCCAUAACAAUACUCAUAAUCAUCAACAACAAGCCAAUGGUUACACUACAUUCCUUCAAAUGUUGCCUGUAUUAUUGUUAAUAGUCUUAUCGAUGAUGAGUAGUUUUUUCAUCUCUGAUCCUGUUUAUAGUUUGCAUGUGAAUUCCAAAUAUCCAGUGCUUAGAACAACUCAAAAUUUAAAAGUACCCUACUAUGUAAAAGAAAACUUUCAUACAGAGUAUGAUGGUAAUGUGAGAAGACUGGAACAUUCUGUAGAAGAAGAAUAUACAAAUUUUUUACGACACUCUUGUUAUCGAGAAAGAAAUUACCGAGAAUCUAUGAUGUGGAAAGCAAGAAGUUUUGGUGAUCAAGAACAAUAUCAGAGAGCACGGAACAUAGAAACACCUUCUUGUCGAAAACUUCAAGAUUUGACUGCAUAGUUUAUCUAUGUUGAAGAAAGAUUUUGAUUACAAAUUUGUAAUUUCAAACUAGCUUUACUUCAAAUUUAUUUAUGAGUUUGCGCAAGAAAAUUAUGGAGAAAUUCUGUUGAUAGGUUUACUGUACAAAGUAUUACAUCUAAGAUCAAUUUCUUGGAUGUUAUUAUAGAAAUGAAUUUAAGAAAUUUAUUAGGGACUUUUAUGAGUUCUAGGUUGAGCAUUAUGGGUAAAAUUUUUAAGUUUUAUCUUGCCUUACUAAAUACAAUUUACCGAAUACAAUUUUCGAAAAACUGAAGCAUAAUAAUUUCGAAAAACUAAAGCAUAAUAAUUUCGAAAUUAUUUGAAAACUACAGCUUAGUUUGGUGAAGUAAAUCAAUUCACAAAUAUAAAUUCUAUUUGAUUAAAUCUAUCUCUCAGAUCAAUAGCUAAAGCAAUUUAAUUUAUUUCAAUUUGUUAUUUAAAUAGAUUAAUUUAAAAUGGCACUCAAAACUAAAUUCACUAAAAUAAUGGCAUUUUGAGAAUUGAAAUAAUUAUCUUUUUAAUUAAAUAAAUACCGAAUCAUUUUGUACAUACCGCACUGUUUCAACAAUACAAUUGUCCAAAAAAUUGUUGGAUUAUCCAAAUAUUUAAGGGCUAUAAAUGAUAUUGUUUAGAAAAAAUUAUAUUAUUUGUUAACAAAUUUUAAUUAAACUUAUUACAUACAUUUGCGUGUAAAUAUGAUUAUGUCUAUAUUUGUUGAUGCUUUACACAGUAAAAAAAUAAAUUAUUUGUCAAUUAUUCAUAAUUAUUGACAAAUUUUAAAAUAUGAUUCGUAUGAUCAAAAAUACUGUUUAAUAAUGACAAAUGAGAACAUUUUCUAUCAAUUCUAUAGA